GCAUGAACAGCAGAUGACCUAACUGUUCUGCGCGGGUUCUUCCUAUUUGCUUGUUCCGGAACCAGUCAUCGUUGAAUAAUUUUGUCUGCACUUUUAUCCAUGAGUUGGAGUCGGGCGUUUGCACGCUCAUGGAGCACACUAACGCCGAUAUAGUUUUAACAUAAUGUAAGACAGUAAUGUGUGGAUCGAAAGCUACGAAGUUUGCCUAUUGUCAGCUGCUAUUUUAAUUCUCGGCACUGUGCUGUGGGCAGCUGUCGGUCUUUGUCUUUGCAAUAAAUUGAAUUUUAGUCAUUUUUCUCUGCUUCUGUAGGACACCGGGUUAACAAAUCUGGAAUUGUGUUUUCAAGUGAGCAUACAUUCGUCUGUUUGGACCGAUAUUCUGCGGAAGCAACGGUGCUUCGCUGGCCACAACGAACAUACUUGGAUUUAAAAUGAUUCUAAUAAAAAGGAAAUAGAAUAUUCUGCAAAUCGAUAUUGACAUCAAUUCAUGGAGACCAGCAGAAUUCAUGGGAAUAAUAGGGAUGCCAGGCCUACAGGUCUGCACAAACUACGCACAUUUAAUGCGCCUCGAGGAGGAAUAUACCCCAUCAAGGGCUCCUCGGCUAUUAUAUGGAAAUUAGGUAUACCGCCUUCACCACCUAUGGCUGAAAUGGGAGGAGUGGUUACAUCACAGCCACAGUCACAGCCAGAAUCCAUCAACGAGAUCUUGACUGAUAACACCAAUGGUCAACUACAUGCCCUCGAAAAUGCCCCUGGUGGGCAAGCAGUCUCAAAUGACUAUGUUCCACCACCGAAUCAAAAAGAUGUAAUAAGUAAUAACAAUCUUGGGCAACCACUCUCGGAUUAUAUGUUGGUCCCAGGAUUGAACCCUGCACAGCAGCAGAGGACUAGCCUUAUUAUUGUAACGGACCACCAGCAAGGGAAAACUAAAGUGUUAAAAGUUGUUAAACGAGAGACCAGUAGAACAAGCCGAAGUAGUACAACACCAUUUCAAGUUCCCUGCUCAAAAGACCCGGACAUCUGUCCAUAUUGCGAGCAGUGCCGCUGUCCUAAGUGCAAACUUGCCGACGAACCGGCCGGUAAACUUAUUUUGAAUAGACGGUGCUUGUGCACUCCGAAAUCUGUACUGGAUACUUCCACAUGCUUUUGCUGUGUGCGCGGUAUAUUUUAUCAUUGCUUAGCAAAUGACAAUGAUGUUGAUGAAAAUACUUUUGUGGACGAGCCCUGUUCAUGUCAUCAUAAGAAAUGUUGUGUACGGUGGUCCACUAUAGGUGUUAUGUCGUUGCUUUUUCCAUGUCUUUUGUGCUAUCUUCCUGGAAGGGCAUGCAUAUGGGGUUGUCGAAAAUGCUCAACUCGACGCGAAACUGGCUGCAAAUGUAAGAGAACAAAUUUCAAUGGAAUGUUAUGAAGGACGGCCAAUAAACUGGAAAUUUUAAUGUGCAGUAAUCACAGAGAAAAGUCUGGAAAUCCAGGAAUUUAACAAUAUUUAGCUUCUGCGUGGGCUUUAUAGUGUGUGUGCUAAAUGAGAUGUUACAGGGACAUUAAUACUAUUCUACAGAGGUUUAAUGCAGUUUUAAGAUUAUUUGAAUUAUCGUAGUGCAUUCGAAAAUGGGGCCAAGAGGGCACUAUCACCUAUCUCUCUUUCACUUUUGAUGCAAUCUCCCUUUCUGUCAUCAGUAUAUUUUCAUACGGUUUCAAAUAAAGAAAAGUAAAUGAAUUUUUUUCAUAGAUUUUGAGUUAAAUUUUCAACAAUUUGGUAAAAAGUCUGAUUUUAUUAUUAUUUUAAAAUAUACAUAAGAAUAUUUUUUUAUUAUUAUUUUAAAAAUAUACAUAAGAAUUUGGAAAGCCCUAAAAAAAAAUCCAAUCAAAUAUCGAGUAGCUCAUUUAAUUAGAUAGAACAAAAAUCAAAUUCAAUGAUUUACACAUCAAGAAUAUACUCAGAACCACAAAUUUCUUAAGUACUGUACCAUCCAAUUUAAGAGUUUAUUCAAGGAAUUCAAAUCAAUUGGUCAGGAAACUUUUCAAAAUUUCAAUUGAAAGCUAGUAGUAGUAUACGAGCAUGGUUUCCUAUUGAAGCAUUACUCAUUUCCGCAAAACAAAAAUCAGAACAUAAAAAGACAUGCACAUAAAAAACUUAAGCUACUCCUGAAGUAAUUUCCCAUGGUUUUUAAUGUGAAAUGUGGCAUAUAGUUGUGGAUCAAAAGUAAAUGUAUUUGACACAACCCAGUAAGUAGUCCUAAUUCAUUUGCUGGUAAAUUUGGGCUUCCUUAAUUGGUUUCAGUAGAUAGGUUAUCAAACGUCAGAAAUCGUAAUCUAUAUGAAUUCCAUCCCUUCAUUAUUGUUCUCGUUAGUGGAGCCGCAGUGCAUAACGGAAACGAAUAAACAGAUAAAUGUCUUACAGUGAACAAUCAUUUGAUGCUCACUUUGCAGUGUUAUUUUUAGCAACACCAUUAUGCAUUAAGUCAGCCAAAGUAUAAUGAAGAAUUUCACCUUCCCUUCUAAUUUAAAUCAUGUUUUCAUUAUGUCAAAUAAGAUGUACUGUACUUACCUUAAUCAUGAAAUAACAUUUAACAUUUUUGUCUGUAAAUUAUAAGAAAUACCAAGGAUGUGAAAGGUUGUAUCUUUAUUUUAAGUACAGUAAUAAUAAUUUUAUCCUGAUAAUUGUAAGAUGAUGUGUAAAUCCUUGACACUUUUUUUAUUAAUAAAACUUGGGAUCAGCUACAGUAUAAUAAAAGCCACAGAUUUUACUGGAGUAUAAAUUAAUGUCGCCUGGGGCAGAUAUAUCAGUGGGCUUAGAUUUCGCAUGUAUUUCUGCCACACAUGAAGACCUGAGAUGCUUAGCACCAGUAUCUGCUACUUCCUGUCCACAGGCCUGGGGGAUAAGUUCUGUUUUGACCCUGUCACAAACAGCCAUCAAGCCAAACUUGAAAUCUCAAGUAUUUGUGUUAUGAUAUGGUUACUGCAUCCCUCAGUGCCAGAUCUAAAGGUCACUAGCUGUGGUAUGAAGAUUAAUUUUCAGCUUGAUUCUUCCAGUGAAGACCAAUUUUAGAGAAUUACUGAAGACAUUAUGGAGCCUGUUUUCAAAAUGAUGCACUGUAUAUAUUCUAAUAAUAUAUUUAAACUCCACAAUUCCAGGCUCUUGAAUAUUAUAUCAAACAUACAAAAAGCUAUUUUUAGCCAAGGAAUCUGGCAAAUGCAUUACAUUUUCAAUCCAUCGUAUAUUAGUUAAACCAUAAAACCAUCUGCAUUUAGAUUGCUGAAGGAAUAACAAAACAAAAAAAAACUAUUUUAAUCUUAAAAUUAUUUAAAGGAACAAUUUAUAAUCAAUUCAUUUUAAGAAUGUGGUAGGUUCAUAUGUCUGUUAUCUCAAUGAAAUUAAUGAAAGGGAGAUUGCAUAUAAAAUGAUUUUACAUUACAGCAGUGUAAUUGUAAAGGCUGUAAACAUUUUUUUCAACACAAUGUCAAGCAAUAAACCAUAGGAAAAGAACUGCACAAACUGAUAAAACAACUGGGGGUAAGAUAACAAUGCCUCUAAGCUUUGUGAAAACAGUGUUGUCCCCAAAGUGGUUUGAACUGAGAGAAAUGGAAGUGUAUAGGUUUAACUAUUGCAGGACAUUAUGUGUACAUUUUGCAAGUAUUUAUUUUAUGUAGUUUACUUCAUUAUAAACUGAGGUUUACUUUGACAAAUUUAUAAAUCCUGCUUAGCUUUUUUUUUUUAAUGGAAAUUAAAUUCUACGAUUGUAAACUUGAAAGGCUAGUUUGUCAAAGAAACAUUGCAACAAAGGGCCUGCUAGCAGUUGAAUGCUGUAAAUAUCUUUUUUUGUUUCAUUAAAUACUUAGCCUUAAAGACCAUUGACCAAAGCCUGUUGUAUGCCCAUAUAUAGUCAUGAUGUGCCUAUAUAUAGUCAUGAUGUGCCUAUAUAUGGUCAUGAUGUGCCUAUAUAUGGUCAUGAUUUGAUGUCAUCAUGACCAUAUUUAUGCAUGCCACAUGUUUUUUCAAGUCUGGUCAGGACUUUAGAAAUAUUAAAUGCUUAAGAUCUGAAUAAAUCCCUAUUGGGUGCACACAAAAUCAUUGUGCUUUUGAAAUAGUUAAUCCUCCUCUCAUGUUCACAAAUAAAGUUCAAUGCAGGUUGUUUAAUCACUGCAUUUCAAUACAAAAUUUAUUGACAGCUCUAACAUCUUUGUGUUGUGGAUUUGCUAAGAAAUGUCCUGAAGGAACACUGUUGAAAAUUUAAUAUGGUAUUUUAUACAUUUCUUUAUAUUUUAAGAAAAGCCCAUAUUUUAAUUAUUAUAGCUUUAUUUCAAUGGAAUAAGCAAAUCCAUAGUUAAAACUGCGCAUGCUUGUAUCCAAGGUCAAUCGAGGUCAUUCGACAUAAAACCUAUGUUGUGUGUAUGAUGUCGAUUCACCUUGAUACGAAUGCGCAGUUCCAACUACGAUUUGGCUUAUAAUAUUGAGUGGUCUUGAGAGUUGUUGACUCUCUACCAUAGUUAUUUAUGUACACAAUGACGAGUGAUUGUGUACCAUCGAACAAUGCCUGGUUAUCACUUUCCCAUUUCAAAGAGUUUAAACAAAUAGUGCACAAUAGCCUCAAAACUGUACAAGUUAUGCUCUGUGCUGGUUUAUGUAAUCAGGACUCUUGCCAACUUUAAGCUUUCAAAAUAUUGAUUUUAUAACCAUCCUAUCAAAGAUAGUUGGAGAGUGGUGUAAAAAGGUUUUCCAAGGGGUGUAAACUCUGCCCUUUGUUUUUAUUUUAAUAUAUCCGGUGUUUUAAAAAGUUCUAUUUAUUGCUAUGCCUCUUCUGUAUUCAAUUUGAAUUCAAAUAUUUUGGUUUUUAAAUUGCAUUAAUUCCAAGCCAGUAGCUUUGUAUUCUUUUUUUUCUCUAUAGUUUGCAUUUUUAGAAAAUAUAUUUUAAAUGCAAUACUUUAGUUUGAUAUAAAACAUAUUUUAUAAAUUUACUGCCAUCCAAAACAUCUGCAUGAGGAUGUUAUUUUCUCUAUUUACAUGUUUACAUUAGAAAAACAUUGGUGGACUUUUUUAUACAAUAUAUUUAGUAUCAGUAAAUUUAUUACUGAUUUUGGAAAUAUUUAGUCCUACUCCUACUGUACUAGAACUGUAGUGGUCACACAAUAUCCAGUUUCAACUAACACAAAUUCAUGCAUACAAAAAUGUAAUGAAGAAUCUAUGCAUUUGCAAUCUAUAGUGGGACAUUGAAGAUAUACUGCCUGUAGUAAUUACUAUGGAAAAAAAACUAAAGGAUCAAACGAGGCACAGAUAAAAACAAUUAUUACUUUACAAUAAAAAUCCUUAAAAUCAAUUACCAGCAAAUUUAAGGAUCUAUGCAAAAUAUGUAAAUUAUAUAUGAACAUGAAGUGUUACUUAUGAAUAUGUUGUAAGUAAAUUUAGUUUUCAGGGUAUUUUUCACCUGUAAUAUAUUCAAAUUUAUUUUUUCUAUUGUAGAUGCUUGACACGGACAGUAUAUCUUUAAUGAAUGCUUUUACCUAAAUUUAAUGUGGAAAUCACCAAUACAGCUUAAUAUAAUAAAAGGCAGUAUCUGCCUUUAAACAUGUAUUCAAAAUUUUCUUUUAUUUUUAAGUUUAGAUAUUUAUAAUUUAUGUUAUUUUAAAAUAAAAAGCACAUUUGAGUACCACAUUAUUUAAUUUGGCUCAUUUGACUACAGGUGUGCAUAGUUACAGGUGGUUGUAUGUUAUUUACAUAGUCACCUUUAUUAUUUGGUAUUAUUUUAAUAGUCAAAUGUGUGUAAAGAACUUGUGUAUUAUGUAAAUUAUAUCUAGGAAAGAACUAUAAGUGGUAAAUAGGUACCGGUAUGUGUAUACUGUAUAAAUUAUCAUAGAUAUGUUUGGUAAAUACUGAUUACAGGUAUUAAUUGGAAUAUGCAAAUGAGAUAAACAAAAAUCAUGGCUUCCUAUUAUUAUUAUAAACUUAAUUAAUGCAUCACUUUACAAGCCUGUUGUUUUCAUUCCUCUAUGGUUGACAUGCAUAAAAUAGUUUCUGUACAGUUAUGGUAAUAACAGCCAAUUAAAAAUAUAUGCCUAUAUACAGUAAUAAAAAUUGUUCCUCUUCAUAUAAAAAUUGAACAUAGUUUUCCUUGGCAAAAUACAUAAAAAUGUAACAUUUCACUAAAUAUACAGUGAACAUUAUGAUCAAAACCCAGCAUAAAAAUACAGAAACUGGUUAUAAAACUGGUUAGAAAUUUUUUUUUUUGAAUUAUUCAUGUUACUAGUGUUAGUAAAAAUACCUCAAGCCUAAUGCUACAACUAAUGUUUUAAUGGUCAUAAUCAUGGGAUUUUAAUGCUACAACUAAUGUUUUAAUGGUCAUAAUCAUGGGAUUUUAAUGCUACAACUAAUGUUUUAAUGGUCAUAAUCAUGGGAUUUUAAUAAAAUAUUUUUGUCAUGCCACACCUUUUUGAAAGACAAACUACUGCCCAACUAACGACGUUAAUGUUUUCUCAGAGAAAUAACCAAAGUGAUUGCAAAAGGAAGCAUAAAGCCAUGAUGUGGUACACUACUGAUAGGAUAAAUGGUUUUGAAAGUUAAGCACUUUAUUUGUGUAUAUACAGUAUUAGACGAUUGGGUAUGUACUUUGUUAUAUUGUAUAAUACAUAAAAAACCACAAAGCUGAAAGAUUUGUAAUUUGGGGCUGAUUUUGAGUGAGGAAAAUCAUUCACACAAUGUUUGCAUAAGAAAAUAUUCGGAGUUCUAUUUUAUUAUAUUAUUUAUUUUUAAGAAGGUAUUAAAACCAUCAUCUGAGAGACAGCAAAA
Messenger RNA from Anneissia japonica, 6781 nucleotides. Its product is annotated as protein sprouty homolog 1-like. The coding region runs from base 488 to 1408 and encodes 306 amino acids. The transcript has 2 exons. The record is from RefSeq and is a predicted model, not a curated record. Gene Ontology annotation, biological process: animal organ development; multicellular organism development; negative regulation of fibroblast growth factor receptor signaling pathway. NCBI's taxonomy places the organism in Eukaryota, Metazoa, Echinodermata, Crinoidea, Comatulida, Comatulidae. Gene Ontology annotation, cellular component: cytosol; membrane.